This is a messenger RNA of Eruca vesicaria subsp. sativa (arugula), 977 nucleotides long. Lineage: Eukaryota; Viridiplantae; Streptophyta; Magnoliopsida; Brassicales; Brassicaceae. The record is from the annotation of a GenBank genome assembly.
AUGGGAAGAGGAAGAGUAGAGCUAAAGAGGAUAGAGAACAAGAUAAACAGACAAGUAACGUUUGCAAAGCGUAGGAAUGGUUUGUUGAAGAAAGCUUAUGAAUUGUCUGUUCUUUGUGAUGCUGAGGUUGCUCUCAUCAUCUUCUCUAACCGUGGCAAGCUCUAUGAGUUUUGCAGCUCCUCAAACAUGAUCAAGACACUGGAACGGUACCAGAAAUGCAGUUAUGGUUCUAUUGAAGUCAACAACAAACCUGCCAAAGAACUUGAGAAUAGCUACAGAGAGUAUCUUAAGCUGAAGGGUAGAUAUGAGGGACUUCAGCGUCAACAAAGAAAUCUUCUUGGAGAGGACUUAGGACCUUUAAAUUCAAAAGAACUAGAGCAAAUUGAGCGUCAAUUAGAUGGCUCUCUCAAGCAAGUUCGCUCCAUCAAGACACAGUACAUGCUUGACCAGCUCUCUGAUCUUCAAAACAAAGAGCAAAUGUUGCUUGAAACCAAUAGAGCUUUGGCUAUGAAGCUGGAUGAUAUGAUUGGUGUGAGAAGUCAUCACAUGGGAGGAGGAUGGGAAGGCAACGAACAUAACGUUUCCUAUGCUCAUCAUCAAGCUCAGACUCAAGGACUAUUCCAGCCUCUUGAAUGCAAUCCAACUCUGCAGAUGGGGUAUGACAAUCCAGUAUGCUCGGAGCAGAUAACUGCAACAACACAAGCUCAGACACAGUCCGGUUACAUCCCAGACUGGAUGCUCUGAGAGUCAUGUGAUCAACCUCGCCAGCAAAAGAUCUGUUUUAUAUAUAAAAAAGUGUAGACACAAGACUUGGAUUUGUAGGCAUAAGUAUAUGUGAUGUUUGUGUAUUUUGGGAAACCUUGCUCUGUUAAGGAUUGCUAUAUGUGGAACUUGAUAUACCAUUGAACCUAACUUAAUUAUUAUAAAAGUACUGCAACAGUGCAAUGAGAAAAAUUUAGAGUGGUGAUCUCUCCUUG